Molecule: messenger RNA, 445 nt
Organism: Aplosporella prunicola CBS 121167
Lineage: Eukaryota; Fungi; Ascomycota; Dothideomycetes; Botryosphaeriales; Aplosporellaceae
Exons: 1
Coding region: 115-384 (89 amino acids)
Source: RefSeq, a predicted model, not a curated record
AGUUAUGAAGCAAAGUUGAUUGAGGUAUCAAGCUACUGGAGCGUCGCGCGAAAACAGGCGCAUCAGCAACGCUGACGAAGCUACGCUAACUACAAGAGGCAGGUACUAAGCCGCAUGGAGGGCUGCAGUCAUGUGCCAGCGCCAGCUGGCUCGACGCGGGGUAACCUGGCACGUAGUAACUGCAGUGUGUACGUACCUAGAGAUCGCGAUGAAAGGCUGCGGUCUCGUGAGAUCUGUGUUGCCUUUUUUUUUUUUUUGGUGGACGGUGAGAUUUUGGUGAGGUGGGAGGUUGAUAGCUGUGCUUGGUGGACAUCUACACGUAUGUUGAUAAGUGGAUUGUUCUUAUGCUGGUAUCAACCAUUUGUUUGCUUAUUAUGUAUUUAAGAAACCCGCCACACCCUACAGCGCGGCUACCAAGUCAUGUAUCUAGGAAUGCAUCUCCGAC